AUGGUAUCAGUAUCAUAAAUACUUAGGAUGGAGAAGAUGAAAUGUAGAAAUAAGCUAGAUUAAUGGCCGAAAAAUAUAAGGAUGGACCUAAAAAGAAAGGAGCAUUAGUGAAAAAAACUCAAGAAGUAUUUCUUAAAUAUUUACACAUUAGAGAACAUAAUUUGAUUCAGCUACACAUGAAAUGCAAAAAUAAGCUUAACAACAUCCUCCUAAAUGA
Molecule: messenger RNA, 217 nt
Organism: Paramecium sonneborni
Lineage: Eukaryota; Ciliophora; Oligohymenophorea; Peniculida; Parameciidae
Source: the annotation of a GenBank genome assembly